Messenger RNA from Sparassis crispa, 1845 nucleotides. RefSeq lists its product as hypothetical. NCBI's taxonomy places the organism in Eukaryota, Fungi, Basidiomycota, Agaricomycetes, Polyporales, Sparassidaceae. The coding region runs from base 1 to 1845 and encodes 614 amino acids. The transcript has 3 exons. The record is from RefSeq and is a predicted model, not a curated record.
AUGUCCUUGACGGCCGUUGCAUUCUCGCUCACGUUUCUCGCGCAUACGCUGGCUGUGCCGCUCGAUUCUGGCAACACAUCCUCAGUCGAGAUCGUCUGGGUAACCGACGUCGUGACCUCCUCUGUCGACGUGCUGGAUAUUGCCACUAGUGUUCUGAUUGUCCCACCGACGCCUUCUGCUACCCCCUUCUUGCUUUCUAUCGGCUCUUUCGUUCCCUCACCGCCGUCUUCGGUGUUUUCAUCUGUUCAACCCGUGACCGUUACGGACACUUUUACUGAUGUCGUCACUGCGAUGUUCACGGAACCACCUACGACGACGACUGUGUUCCCGCCCCCGUCAACCGUGACCGACACCGUUACGGUAUCUUCUUCUACGCCUCCGUCAUCCUCUCCUAGCGGUGCCCCCGCACAAAUCGCCUGGGUAGCCCCCGCACAGAUGACAAACCUCGCUUCGUUCAAUGUGACAAACUUCGCCGACGGCAAGCAAAACAUGCGCAUCGUCAGCGGGCUCCCCACGAACGUGAGCACGAACGCGCUCGCAGCAGACUUUGAGGCGUCCGCGGGCAACAAUUCCGGCACGCCAGCGACGUGGGACAGCAGCAACUCGAGCGCGGUGAUGCAGCUCUUCUACCCCGCUGGCUCCGUCAACCCGAGCGCGGAACCGCAGGGAGGCGCGGAUUUCUACGCGGUCCCGCUGGAUCUGACGGUGGCGCAGAACGUAUCCCUGGAGUAUAGCGUGUUCUUUCCUGUGGACUUUGACUGGGUGCGGGGCGGGAAGCUGCCUGGGCUCUAUGGCGGUCAUUCGGGGUGCUCCGGCGGGGAUGAUGCGACGACGUGCUUCAGCACCCGCUUGAUGUGGCGACCGGGCGGUGCGGGCGAGCUCUAUCUUUACGCCCCGAAAGACAAACAGACCGCAGCGCUAUGCUCGACGCCGCCGCUCUCGGUUUGCGAUUCUGAGUAUGGUCUGUCCGUUGGUCGAGGUUCGUUCACGUUUACGCCGGGUGCAUGGACGACAGUGCGGCAGACUGUUGCUCUCAACACUCCGGGACAGCAGGAUGGAGGAUUCAUCCUUGAAGUGAACGGUCAAGAGGUGAUCAAUCGCUCCGACGUAUUUUAUCGAGAUGUCCCUGGCGCAUCAGACUCUGGGGGAGACGAUUCAGAUGGCGACUCGGGUGGGUCUGGAGACUCGAGCGACUCUGGCGACUCCAAUGGGUCUGGAGACUCUGAUUCGGGCGAUGGUUCUGGUGACUCUGGCUCUGGCGAUGAUUCGUCUGAUUCCGACUCCAGUGAUAAUGGGUCUUACAAUGACUCAGGGGGCAGAGACAGUGGUAGCAGCGGAGGUGGGCUUCUUGGACUCGGUCUGGGAUUGGGACUAUAUGGCGACUCGCUCUUCCAUGUCAAUCUUUGGCCCGGCGGCAUUGUCCUCUCCGUUCCCAAUGAUGGGACAAAUGAUCCAAGUCUAGCCUUUUUUGCCUCUCCAACAGUAGUCUCAACUCCUGCGCUCAUUGCUCGACAAACGGCGAACCCACAACCAUCAGGAACUGUUGUACAACAGACGCAAACUAGCACCGUCACGAGCACGAGCACGAGCACGAGCACGAGCACAAUCCAGCCGGCGCCCUCGACGCAGACCGUCACGUCUCAGACCACGAGCAUCACGACCGUGUAUUCUUCCUCGUUUCCCACAGCUCUUCCUGCCACGGUCGAACAAGCGGCUGCGCCUCGAUCCAUUGGCUUCACAGGGCUCUUCUUCAGCACGUUCUUCGGCGGGCACGGCGAAGACUGGGCUACCCCGAAGGACCAAUACGUGUGGUUCUCAGGUUUCUCCAUUGCGGUUAACAAUUGA